AUCCCACAUGGUUUUUGCAUGCGUAGCUACAGUUCGCUUUGAUGGACGAUGCCAGAGAGCUGCGUGCAAAGUCCUAUAGUAGACGCACACACACGGACUGCUAAAUAUUGAGUCUUUUUCAUUUGGGAUUCUGUGGUUUUGCGGAAGAAUUGAGACGCUAGAAUAAUGAAAAUGUUUUUGCCUGACACUUGGAGGAUAUAGUGAAGUGAAAACAAUUGCAAAUUUACUGGCAAAACAGCUGUUGCCAAAACAAGCAAACUGGACAGGUACUUGCAGAUACGAGCUACAAUCAUGAAAGAGAACUAUGGAGGAUACGAGAACCAGCUUUUCAAAGAUGAAGAUUUCACAGGAGAAGAGGAAGAAAUACCUUCAUUUAGAGGUCGGAGCAGAAGUGGUUGUGUGCGCUGUCAGCAGACCAGUGCUCUACAGCUGGCCAUCAAAGUCCUGUAUGGAUUUGUGGCCUUCCUCAUCAUCACCGUGGCAGUACUGGCUUCACUCGUAUUCAGAAAAGUGGAGAACCUCUCUGUAGAAGAAACCAUCUACUAUAACAAGAUCAACAAGGUGCAGCAAGGACUACAAGAUUUGAGCGUGGCCUCUAAUUGCACAGGAUGUUUGGAUGUGACCACGUACACAGAGGAGAUCAGCCGCUUGAAAAGAGAGUUCGAAGACAUCCAGAAAAUGAUCCUGGGACAAGAGCAGCUCCUGGACCAGUCCUCCCAAAUCCAAGCCAACCUGCAGGCUGCCAGUGCUCGUCUCACUCGAGAUGUUCAGAACCACCUGAGGGCCAUCAAGAUCUUGAACCAGACUUUAGACAGGUUUUCCAACCAAGUGCAGGGCUGGAGAGACGUGAUUGAGGAGACCGAGGAGAAGAUGAAGACCCUAGUAGAGGAUCAGGAUGAUGUGAAAGCUAUAGCCGAACAAGUCAACACUACUGUGGCACUAAGUACGGCGUGGAUUGAUGCCCUCCAAAGAAAGGCAGACGAGGAGACGUUGGUCCUGCAGAAACUGACUACAGACUGGCAGAACUACACCAAAGUCCUAGGUGACAUCAAGUCCAACACCAGUGCCACAACCCAGAACAUGCGCAACCUCCAGAACAGUAUCCAGGCCGACCAGUACCGCAUCGCUAUGGCCACUGUGAUCUUCUAUGACCUCACCCAACAGGUGAUGAAUCUCCAAAUGCAACUGGACAAUGUGACUUCAUUCAUGGACGAACACGAGGAGAACAUGCACGAUCUUCACUAUCAUUCAAAGUACUAUGAGAACCGCACAGGGGAGCGAUUCUCUGCCCUGGAUGGUCGUCUGAACUCUAUUGAGAUGGAGAUUGACACCAUCUCGUCCAGCAUCAACGCCACAGUGAGCCAUGUGCAGAGCAUGUACAAAUACAUCAGCAUCGAGAGCUCCACCUGCCAGAGCCGACUGGGACGACAGACUGAAGACCUACUGAGUCUGAACACCACCGUGCUGUUGCUGCUGAACCUAGCGGACUCCCUGAGACAACAGAACAUGCUUCUGAAUGUGCGCCUGGAUGUGGACGUCCGAAACCUGUCCAUGGUGAUGGAAGAAAUGAAGCUAGUGGAUGUUCGCCACACACAACUCAUCAAGAACUUCACUAUAGUCAAAGGUGCUCCGGGACCUCCAGGACCCAGAGGCUUCAAAGGGGACAUUGGUGCCAAGGGUCCAGCUGGACUAAGUGGGGGCAAAGGUGACAGAGGACCUACGGGAGGACGUGGACCUCAGGGAGAAAAGGGCAUCCCAGGACCUAAAGGACCUCCUGGAGAGCCAGGAACCAGUGGUACCAGAGGUGCUGCUGGACUUAAGGGAACCAAGGGGGGAAUGGGUCCCCCUGGCCCCAAAGGUGAAAGGGGAGAGAAAGGAGAUGUUGGUAAAAGUGGGGCUGAGGGACUUCCAGGAAAGGAAGGACCAAAGGGGGAACAAGGAGAUGAAGGUGCUCGAGGACCAGCAGGACCACCAGGACCUAGGGGUAAACCAGGACCAGUCGGACCACCCGGACCACCAGGAACCCCCGGGGACCCUGGCAUGCCUUAUUACUACCACCAUCAAACAGACAGCCAGACUGUGACUCCAGGAGUGGACUCAAAGAGGCACUGACAGAUUAAGUGGGACAGAAACAUAUUUGGAUUCACACAAAACACUUGAACAUGAUGUUAAAAUGAAUCUUUUGUGAUAUGUGAUGGUCAGUGUCAUUUUGAAUGAGUUUGUCAUUAUGAUACAUACAGCACCUACAUUUUAACUUUGAAGACUUCUUCAGUUUUUCAGUUAAAUUAGUAUGAGAAACUUCUAAAUGCAAACUACUAAAGCAAAACUACCCUGUUCGUUUUGACCGGACAAAGAGAUUUAGCUUUUAAUCCAACUGAUGGUACUCCCCUGUUUUACUUUCAUUUUAACAUUUCAAAUCAAUAGUAAAACAAAGGAUGUGUAUAUUUUGCAUUUUGUCAAAGCUGAAUGUACUUGAGAUCAUGAAUGUUGAAAUGCGAGUUUAGUUUUGUUCAAAGUUUCCAACAACAUUAGGUUUACAUUGUCCCUCACUAAAUAUAGCUUGCUAUGUACAGUCUUGUCAUGGUGGGUGUAUAAAGAUUAAUGCCGGGUGUACAUUGACUGCAAGUGCAUUGUGGUUCGGGACUUGAGUGGGUCCCACAAGACUUAGAAAGUCAUUCAAAUCAAUUCACCCUACCACACUGACCUCUGCACCUUGCCACACUGACCUCGGUGGAGUACGAGUGUGGAUCAGGGUGAGGCGUGGAUCUGCAGAAAGAAUCCGCAAGAAGUCAAUUUCCCUUGGACACUGCAGUAGUCUGGUGUGGUUUCAGGUCAGUAGACGUUUGUGAACCCUCAUGAAACCACGCUGCCUUGGUCAAAUACCCACCAAAGUUGUUGUAGCAGGUGUAACAGUUUGCAAGUAUCCAGCUCAAAGUAUGUGCCAGACAUGACCUGCAGUUAGAGUAACCCCAACUCUAUAUUAGCGUUAUAAUUUUCAGAGCAGGCUCUCUGGGAGUGUGUGAUUGAAGAAGCAUGACUGUUUUGAAUAGAGCAGUUGGUAAGAAAUAUCAUUGUGAAUGGACUUCAAAAUUUGAAUCCUUUAGAAUUUAUAUAGAAUGUUUUUCUUACAGCAAAAACACGGAUCAGGCAUAAAAACAUCCAACAGUUUUAGAUCUGCAAAAAUGAAAGCUAAGGGAUUUCAAUUUGACUGGAACCAUAUUCUAAUGGAGAAGUGUUUAGGUCAUGUCCAAAACUGUAGUUCUUUGGGGAUUUUCCUGAUCAGUACCAAAAGUGGCCAAAGGAAACAGUGGCUUAAAUUGUAUACACUAUUUGCAUGUGGACCACUAAUAAGUAGCUCAUGUUUUUGCCUGAUCUGAGAAGCCUAUAAUGAAAUGACAUGUUUUUCGGGUGUUUUUUUGUUAAGUUUACUACCAUCUGGUUUAGAUUUUGUUUUUAUUUCUGUUCUGAUCACACAGGCUUAAAAUGGAUUUAAUAGUAAUCGCCUAUAGAGAAAAGGAUCGUCUUUAAAAACUGUUGUCAUGACAUGCGACUGGUUUGCAUUGAACUUCAAUAAAAGUUUUGGUCAAACA
Periophthalmus magnuspinnatus is the source of this 3590-nucleotide messenger RNA. It is a transcript of the gene scara3, whose product is annotated as scavenger receptor class A, member 3. The transcript is spliced from 12 exons. The record is from RefSeq and is a predicted model, not a curated record. Bases 292 to 2112 code for a protein of 606 amino acids. Lineage: Eukaryota; Metazoa; Chordata; Actinopteri; Gobiiformes; Gobiidae.